This is a messenger RNA of Aspergillus steynii IBT 23096, 513 nucleotides long. RefSeq names its product PaaI family thioesterase. The record is from RefSeq and is a predicted model, not a curated record. Gene Ontology annotation, molecular function: fatty acyl-CoA hydrolase activity. The transcript is spliced from 2 exons. Bases 1 to 513 code for a protein of 170 amino acids. NCBI's taxonomy places the organism in Eukaryota, Fungi, Ascomycota, Eurotiomycetes, Eurotiales, Aspergillaceae.
AUGUCUCCCCCACGGACCCGAGCUCCCGCCCGCCAACUGGACGAGUUCGAGGAGUCAGUAUACGAGUACUCCAACCGAAUCAGCUGGGAUGAUAGCGAAGAACACUGGGACAUCGACCGCUCCAGCAACAUCCGGUUCGAGUCCGCAACCCGCGGCCCCCCAGCCCGCGUCUCCUUCCAGUUCACCGUGGCGCCCAAGCUCUGCAAUCUGAUAGGCAACCUGCACGGCGGAUGCGCGGCGACCCUGAUCGACGUCCUCUCGACUUGCAUCCUGCUGGGGGUGUCGAGUCCCGGCCAUUUCGGCCUGGGCGGCGUCAGUCGGCAUCUCAAGGUGACGUAUCUGCGGCCGGUGCCGCAGGGGACCGAAGCGCGCCUGACCUGCGAGCUCGUGCAUGUGGGCAAGCGGUUGGCGUUCAUGAAGGCGGAGAUCUCGAGAGUCGACACGGGGGCGCUGUGCAUUAUUGGGGAGCAUGAGAAGGCGAAUACGGAUCCCGAGGCUGGGGCGAAGGUCUAG